This is a messenger RNA of Mesocricetus auratus (golden hamster), 1341 nucleotides long. RefSeq names its product PRAME family member 6-like. Gene Ontology annotation, biological process: negative regulation of cell differentiation; positive regulation of cell population proliferation; negative regulation of DNA-templated transcription. Lineage: Eukaryota; Metazoa; Chordata; Mammalia; Rodentia; Cricetidae. The coding region runs from base 1 to 1341 and encodes 446 amino acids. Gene Ontology annotation, cellular component: cytoplasm. The transcript has 4 exons. The record is from RefSeq and is a predicted model, not a curated record.
AUGAGCGUUUGCAACCCAACCACACUCCAAGAGCUGGCAGUGCAGAGCCUGCUGCGAAACGAGGCCUCAACCAUCUCUGCUCUGGAAUACCUGCCCAUUAAUUUCUUCCCACCAGUUUUCAAGGAGGCCUUCAUUGGUAGACACAUGGAGCUAUUGAAGGCAAUGUUAGUUGCCUGGCCAUUUUCCUACCUUCCUGUGGGGGCCCUGAUGAAGACACCAGAUGUGGAGUUGUUGCAAGCUGUUCUGGAUGGUGUAGAUAUUCUGCAGACACAGAAGGUUCGUCCCAGAAGUUGGAGGCUUGGAAUACUUGACUUGAGGAAUAUGAACCAGGAUUUCUGGGAUCUAUGGGCUGGCAGAGACUGGAACUGCUCAACGGAGACUGAAAGCAAUGCACAACUAUGCAAUGAACUGAGGCAGGGUUUGAAGGUGGUCACUGAACUUAGUCUCAGUUCCCACCUGAAAGAACACCAAGCAUGCUUGUUGCAUUGGGCCAAGCAUAGGAAAGACUGCGUGCAGCUGUGCUGUGUGAAGAUGAAGAUUUGUGACUCCCCGAUAGAGAUUAUCAAGGGGGUCUUGGACAUUUUCCCACCAGACAAUAUUGAGGAAUUGGAGCUAUACACAAACCAGGUGCAGCCCUUCCUGGGUCACAUCGCACCUCAUCUUGGCCGUAUGACAAGACUUCGCAAAUUGAAUUUCUGCAAACUCAAAUUCCUCAAGCAUCUUUCCAUUGAUGGCAUAUACUUUCACCCAGACCACAUGCAACUGUUAUUUGGAUGCCUGAAGAGCCCAUUGGAAACAUUGAUCAUCACUCUCUGCCAUCUCUCCCAGUCAGACUUGAAACAGUUGUCGCAGUGUCAGGGGAUCUGUCAACUGAGACACCUGACCUUCAGUAAUGUAGUUUUGUCCAGUUUGGGUGUCCCACAUCUCCGAGUUCUCCUUGAGAAUACAGCAGACACUUUGCAGACCCUGGAGUUGGUGGAAUGCUGGAUGGAGGACUCUCAUCUCAGUGCCCUCUUGCCUGCCCUGAGCCUGUGCUCACAUCUCACCACUGUGAAUUUCUGUGAUAACAAGUUUUCCACUGCUGUACUGAAGAAGCUUUUGCAGAGUGUGGCCAAUCUAAGCAACAUGACUGUAGAGUUCUACCCCGCCCCACUAGAGUGCUAUGAUCCCCUGGGUUCUGUCCUGGUGGAGAAAUUUGCCCAGUUAUGUCCUGAGCUCCUGGAUAUACUUUGUGCCAAAAGGCAGCCCAAGACAAUACUUUUUGCUACAGACGUCUGCCUUGAAUGCUGCACGCGCUGUUUUUAUGACACCGAGGCCAGACUUUGUCAGUGCUGGCAAUAA